AUGAAGGAAGGCUCCGACUAUGUGCCAGAGACAGGCAGUGACGAGGAACCCGCCGUCGAACCAUCCCACCACACUCAAUCUACGCCUUUUGUUGCCCACAACAUUGGCAACGGCGAAAAGUACUCCUUCCGCGGAGCUCUCAAAGACGUCCUUCACAUGAUCCCGGAUGAGAUUUAUGUUCGCGACCUUCUUCGGCCGCUCGAGGGUGGCGGCCAAGACCGCCUGAAAGAGCUGGGUGUCAGAGUUAGAGCAUUCAACAAGUUCUUCACCGUCUGGGAGGCACUUCAUGUCGUUGCUGACUCAAAGUUGACCUAUGUCCGCGACGAUGUCAUCAACUACCUGGAAAACGCACCCGAGAAAGAACUCGCUGAGGUCUCGAACUUGGAGCGAGGAGACAUUGUCAGAGCAUACGAGAGAUACAGAGCUUUCCUUGCGAAAUUGUCGAACAUCCUGUUCCCAUACACCUCGCCUUACUUUGCGGAUCACCUUACUCUUCACUCUCACUUCCGCAAUGGUGGUCGUGGAAUCGUGCUUUCCGGCAACGACAAGCAGGCGCCGUUCAUCCUCACCUCGAUCAUGUCGUUUCGCAAACUGGGAUGCAACCUUCCUGUCGAGAUCAUGUAUCUGGGCGAGAAUGACCUCAACGACGAUUGGAGAAUGAGGCUGGAAUCUAUCCCCAGCGUUGUCACCCGUGAUUUGAGUCAGAUGGUUUCUGACGAGGGUUGGGAGCUCAAGGGGUGGGCUUCCAAGGCUUUUGCUCUCCUCAUGUCGAGCUUCCGCGAGGUGAUCUACCUUGAUGCAGAUGCUUUGUUCUUUGUCAAUCCUGAGGAUCUGUUUGAAGACCCUGGUUAUGUCGAGACCGGCGCUCUGUUCUUCCGCGACAGAAUCUAUGCUCCUUCUUCCCGCAAGCAGUGGCUCAAGGAUAUGCUUCCCAAGCCCAUCUCCAAGAAAGCACAAACCUCGCGCUAUUGGACUGGUGAGAGUCGCGAGCAGCAGGAAUCUGGCUGUCUUGUUGUGGACAAGUGGCGUCACUUUGUCGCUAUGCUGACUGUCACCCGCAUGAAUGGCCCUGACCGUGAUGACAACUCCAAGACUGGCGCCAAGGGUGUUUACUCUCUGUUCUACGGCGACAAGGAGACCUUCUGGCUGGGCUGGGAGCUUGCUGGCGACACCGACUACUGGUUCAACGAAGGCGCUGUUGGCAACAUGGGCGUUGUAUCUGAGCAUUCAUCUCCUAAGCACGAAGCCUCAUCCCCAGCCACCGAAGAAGAACACGGCCUCGAGAACGAAGUCGCUCCUCCCACCAAACGCGAUGCAGAAGUCCACUCUCUUUACACAGUCCACUCACCCCAACUCCUGCAUCUAGACCUCAACAACCGACCCCUGUGGUUCAACGGCUGGAUCCUCGAUGACAAAUUCGAAGACGACAAGUUUGUCAAUGUGAGCACAUGGGACGUGUACAUGUCUGAGAUCAAAGAAACUCGCGAAGCAGCAGAGUGGAGGAUUGGAGGUCACAAUAUGGCUACCCUCAAAAGUAAUGUAGCGUACGAGUUUACGGAUAAAGAAAAGGAGGUGCUGCAGAUGAUUGUGGAUACGGCGAGGGAGAACGGGGCACUCAAGCAUGGACAGUAG
Molecule: messenger RNA, 1632 nt
Organism: Aureobasidium namibiae CBS 147.97
Lineage: Eukaryota; Fungi; Ascomycota; Dothideomycetes; Dothideales; Saccotheciaceae
Exons: 2
Coding region: 1-1632 (543 amino acids)
Biological process (GO): protein O-linked glycosylation
Cellular component (GO): Golgi apparatus
Molecular function (GO): alpha-1,3-mannosyltransferase activity
Source: RefSeq, a predicted model, not a curated record